AUAUGCUGUAGAGCUUUUCUCUCACAGACACACUUACACAGAGUGAGAGAGAGAGAAGGAGAUGGGUGUUGAAGGGUAUCUCCCUCUGUUUGAAACAGAGGAAUUGAAGGGUCGAAUCGCAUAUAGAUUGUAUGCACUCUCGGUGUUGGUUUGUAUUUCAUUGUUUUUGGCGUACAGAGUGACUCAUUUUCCAGGAAAAGAAGAAGAUGGAAGGUGGGCUUGGAUUGGAAUGUUUGGGGCUGAGCUCUGGUUCAGCCUUUACUGGAUGAUCAAUCAGUCUGCUAGAUGGAAGCCUGUCAUUCGACGUACUUUCAAAGACAGGCUCUCACAGAAAUACGAGAACGAAUUGCCGGGAGUGGACAUUUUUGUAUGCACAGCAGACCCCAAAAUAGAGCCCCCAGCCAUGGUGAUCAAUACUGUUUUAUCAGUCAUGGCGUACGACUACCCGCCAGAGAAACUCAGCGUAUAUCUCUCCGAUGACGGUGGGUCAGACCUAACAUUCUACGCUUUAGAUCUUAAAAUUCAAGGAGUUUUCGAAAAUCCUCACCACAUUGGUGUACACUUGAAAUUAUACAAAGACAUGGAGAAUCGGGUAGAGAUUGUAACUACCCAAGGUGAAAUCACAGAGGAAAUGCGCAAAGCACACAAAGGAUUUCUUGAAUGGGUGUUGGAUUCGAAUCCACGUGAUCAUCAAACCAUUCUUCAGAUAUUAAUUGAUGGAAGAGACCACAAUUUUGUGGACAUGGAAGGAAAGCAAUUGCCAACUCUGGUAUACAUGGCCCGUGAGAAGAGACCCAAUUACCAUCAUAACUUCAAGGCUGGAGCUAUGAAUGCACUGAUAAGGGUGUCAUCACAAAUCAGCAAUGGAGAGAUUAUCCUUAAUGUAGACUGCGACAUGUACUCUAACAAUUCAGAGUCCAUAAGAGAUGCAUUGUGUUUUUUCAUGGAUGAAGAGAAAGGCAAUGAGAUUGCGUUUGUACAAUACCCACAAGUCUUCAAUAAUAACACCAAGAAUGAUAUCUAUGGCAGCUUAAUAAGAAUCGGCAUUGAGUUGGAGCUUCAUGGAUUGGAUGGUUAUGGAGGCCCUUUGUAUGUUGGCACUGGAUGCUUUCAUAGAAGAGAGGCCCUUUGUGGAAGAAAAUACAACAAAGAAUAUAAGAGAGACUGGAAGAGAGAGAAUACCAAGAAGGUAAAAUUUAAUGUAAAGGAACUAGAAGAAAAACUAAAGGGCCUUUCCAGUUGCACAUAUGAGGUGAAGACUGGAUGGGGAAAAGAGAUGGGAUUGGUAUAUGGCUGUCCAGUGGAGGAUGUAGUAACAGGAUUAACAAUUAAAUGUAGGGGUUGGAGAGCAAUUUACUUCAACCCAGCCAGGAGGAGCUUCUUAGGGCUUGCUCCUACCACAUUGGCUCAAGCACUUUUGCAACACAAGAGAUGGUGCGAAGGUCAUUUCAAAAUUGUAUUUUCCAAGCACUAUUCAUUGUGGCAAGGACAUGGAAGGAUAAAGGCAGGACUUCAAAUCGGAUACUGCAUCUAUAAUAUGUGGGGAUUUAAUUGCAUCCCAACAUUAUGUUACAUCAUCAUCCCUUCACUCUGUCUCCUACAAGGCAUAGUCUUGUUUCCAUCGAUUUCAAGCCCAUGGUUUAUACCCUUGGCAUAUCUGGUCAUUGCUAAAUACACAUAUAGCUUAGGCGAGUUCCUCUUCUGUGGUGGCACACUUCAAGGCUGGUGGAAUGAUCAAAGGAUGUGGAUGUUUAGAAGGACAUCUUCCUACCUCUUUGCCCUCAUUGACCUGAUACUUCAAGCAUUAGGGUUCUCCAAGUCAGCAUUUCUCAUCACAGCAAAGGUGACUGACACGGAUGUGUCACAGCGAUAUGAGAAAGAGAUCAUGGAGUUUGGGAUCCCUUCUCCCUUGUUUCUCAUCUUAGCAACUCUUGCACUGCUCAACUUAUUCAGUUUGGUGAUGAUGAGUUUCAAGAGUGUAGUAAUGAACAUGAAAGCUGGAGAUCUUGAGGCAUUGAGCAUGCAAAUGCUUCUAUGUGGGACUGUGGUUGCACUGAACCUCCCAGUAUACCAAGCCCUUUUUCGUCGUAAGGAUAAGGGGCGCAUACCUUCCUCUAUCACAUUUAAAUCGGUUGUUUUAGCCCUAUCUGCUUGUAUUAUGUCGUCUUAUUAAUGGGUUGUGUUGAAAUCAGAAAUUGGUCGGGCAUGCUAUGUAUUUCAUAGAAUUUCUCGAUUUUAGAUCUCAA
Messenger RNA from Nelumbo nucifera (sacred lotus), 2246 nucleotides. NCBI's taxonomy places the organism in Eukaryota, Viridiplantae, Streptophyta, Magnoliopsida, Proteales, Nelumbonaceae. The record is from RefSeq and is a predicted model, not a curated record.